GAGAGAGUGAUGAGUGCAGAAGAGACACUGUUGUUUUUCAAAGGAGAGUUACAUAUUUUGGAGUAACGCGCUCGACGCUGACAGGCGGUCGUGCGUCUUGGAGAGGGCAGGGACGCCGGAGACGCGCAACGGCGGCAGCAGCGAGCGCAGUGUGUUUGGAGCCACCGGUUGAGAUCAUUCAACACUCCGAGCGCUGACUGUCUGAGCGGGCUGUGGAAUACAAAUCGACGACCCCCACCUCCCCAAAACCCCUAAAACAACAACGAUGGACAUCCUCCUUGGAUCCCUGAUUAGCAAAGAAAGUGUCGGAUGAUGGAAAUUGGAGCUGCUGCGCAUCACAAUCCUGAAGCUUCUUUAAACAGGACUGUGGGUGUGUGCGCGUCGGGCUCGCCGUUACCUCCGGACUGCACUCGCCAACUUCCCCCGCUUUUCAUCAAGUCAUGUCUGAUACAGAGCGAUGGGCAAGUUUGACGACAACGAGAGGAUAAUCCUCAACGUCGGCGGCACAAGGCACGAGACCUACAAGACCACCCUGAAGACCCUGCCGGGGACGCGACUGGCCCUGCUCGCCUCCGACUCGGACAUCGACUCCGUGCUGGAUCAGCUGCAACAAGUCCCCGGCUUCAUCGAGUACAACGCGCGGACCAACGAGUACUUUUUCGACCGCCACCCGGGCGUCUUCGCCUACGUGCUCAACUAUUACCGUACAGGGAAACUCCACUGCCCGGCGGAUGUGUGCGGACCGCUGUUCGAGGAGGAGCUCUCCUUCUGGGGCAUCGAUGAGACGGACGUGGAGCCCUGCUGCUGGAUGACAUACCGGCAGCACCGGGACGCGGAGGAGGCUCUGGACGUGUUCGAGCUUAACGUUGACAACGGGGACGAUGACGACGAGAUAGGGAAGAGGCUCGGGAUUGAGGAUGUGGCUGCAGACGGGAAUGUCAGCCUGUGGAGGAAGUGGCAGCCAGUCAUCUGGAAUCUAUUCGAGGAUCCGUACUCCUCCAGGGCGGCGCGGUUCAUUGCCUUUGCAUCUUUGUUCUUCAUCCUGGUCUCCAUCACCACCUUCUGUCUGGAGACUCAUGAGGCUUUCAACACCAUCAUCAACAAGACUGAACUUGUGCGGAACAGCAGUGUGCCGGAUUCAGGCCCGCAGUACGAGAUCGAAACUGACCCUGCGCUCACGUACGUGGAGGGCGUGUGUGUUUUCUGGUUCACCAUCGAGUUCCUGGUGCGCGUGACCUUCUGCCCGGUCAAGUUGGAGUUUGUUAAGAGCGUUCUCAACAUCAUCGACUUUGUGGCCAUCCUGCCUUUCUACCUGGAGGUAGGGCUGAGUGGCCUUUCUUCAAAGGCUGCCAAGGAUGUGUUGGGUUUCCUCAGGGUGGUGCGCUUUGUUCGUAUCCUGCGUAUCUUUAAGCUAACGCGUCAUUUUGUGGGGCUCAGGGUGUUGGGCCACACAUUACGUGCCAGCACCAAUGAAUUCCUGCUGCUCAUCAUCUUUCUGGCGUUGGGAGUGUUAAUUUUUGCAACCAUGAUCUACUACGCCGAACGAAUUGGUGCUAAGCCAAAUGACCCCACUGCUAGCCUGCACACCAAGUUCAAGAACAUCCCCAUUGGCUUCUGGUGGGCUGUAGUGACCAUGACAACACUGGGCUAUGGUGACAUGUAUCCAGAGACCUGGUCGGGCAUGGUUGUGGGCGCGUUGUGCGCCUUGGCGGGUGUGCUGACGAUAGCCAUGCCUGUGCCUGUUAUUGUCAAUAACUUUGGGAUGUACUACUCUCUGGCCAUGGCCAAGCAGAAGCUGCCCAAGAAGAGGAAGAAACACAUCCCUCAGGUGGUGCAGGGAGGCUCCCCUUCCUACUGCAAAGCUGAUCUAAACACCACCUGCAACAGCACUCAAGGGGACCUUUGUCACGUCAAAGGGACCAGGGUACUAGAACGCAAUCGCUCAGUUCUGUCAGCAGACUGCAGCAGUGACCUGACCCUGUCCCCAGAGGAGAGGGUCCCCAUGCGAAGGUCCAGCGACCGGGAACAGGACCGCAGGAGCACUGGAACGUGCUUCCUGCUCGCUGCUAGUGACUACACCUGCCCUGCAGACGGAGGGCUACGGAAAACAGGCUAUGAGAAAUCCCGGAGCUUAAACAACAUAGCGGGCAUUGCCGGUAACACCCUGAGGUUGUCGCCUGUGACCUCGCCGUACGGAUCACCGUGCCCCCUGCGGCGCUCCCGCUCCCCCAUCCCCUCCAUCCUGUGAGACGUCUGGCACUCCGCCACAUUGGCCUAAACCCCCCCCCCCCCCCCCCCCACACACCUUAUCCCCACACACACACACACACACACACACACACCACCUCCCACCCCAACUCCUCUCGAUAUUGUGGCUAGUGGAUGAGUACUUUGUAGCUGAGACUCCGGUUAGCAGCUUCGGCUAACUCCUCACCUCUCACCCUGUUUUUCCAUGAAGGAACAUGUUAGCUUAGCUUAGCUUCAGUCAGCCCUCCUGUGUCACCUGGAGUUCCCUUCAGCUCGUUAUUAUCCUACUUUGAGACUUGCAAUAAAAGAACUCCGACUGGUGGCUUCAGAGGUAGCAGCCAUAACAUUUAAUAAAGGACACAUUACUAAUCAGGGAUCUUAGAUGUUGCUAUAUUUAGAUACUUUGAAAAAAAAAAAAAAGUGCUUCCACAAAAAGAAAGAGAGAUGUCACUUCAUUUUAAAACCUCAUGCGACUGUGACUCUGGUUUUGUUUUAUUUUUUGGGAUGGAGACGGGGAGGAGGGGGAGGAGGACUUGUCUUUCAGGAGGAGUGUGUGUGUGUUUUUGGACUCACACACACGUUCACAUGUCUGUCACUCUUCACCUGCUGCUGGGCCCCCGCUCAUGUUUGCAUGGAUCAUCCUGUGACCAUCGUCUGCAGGCCGCGUGGAGAGGGGACGAGGCCUCGACAAUACAUACACAUCCAGAAGGAGUAUUUUUUUAAUCUAAUGUUAUUAUGUCGGGGGUUUAGGGGCUUCUAUCGUGUCUCAUUUUGCCAUCGGCCUUCACCAACAAUCCACCUAGGAGACUGAAAAAACACAAAGCACCAGCUGGGUGUUCAUUCUCUCUGCAUGUGGGGGUCUUUCGUUCAUCUGCUGCUAUUUUUUCGAUUAACUUUCUCCCCAUCCUCCUGUAUGUUUUUCUUUCCUUUGAUGGGAGUGCCAACCAAAGCUGUUGUGUCUCUGGUUGUUUGCUCACAGAUAACUGCAGAGAGCUUGUCUGUACUGGUUUCACACAAGCAGAGAGCAGCGUUCUGUCUUAAUGGAUUAGAAGGGAGGCACUGCCAUGUUGGACAGGUAAAAGCCUUCUGGGGGUCACAUUGCAGUGCCUCUCACUCUCCCCCUUUUUGUUUUCUUCCAAUGAAUUCAAAUGUCUAUAAAUGUUAGUGUGCUUAUAAUCUGGGGUGGUUCAGUUAUCCCAGACUAAUGAAAACAUCCAGAGGUGUGCUUUGUAGCAUUUACAUCCCUGGAUAAUUCCCACUUCACGAUGGUAACACUUAACAAAGAUUAGCCAUGACCUAGGAGUUUAUUAGCAUGUAUAUAAGUAGCAUAUUAGCUCCUAAUUAGUCAUUAUUAAUGCUUUAUUUUGCAUGAUCAUAGUCUACAACUAGUGUGCCAUUAACUGAGAGUCAGUGUCACCUCCCAAUCACUCAUUAUAUUUAGGGAGUUAUCCUGGAAUUAUGAUAGUGAUUUUUUUGCCAAGUAUGGGCUUCAUGAAGUGGAGAAAAUCAAAGUAAAAAUGGAUUCCCAUUUUCAUCCCAUUUAGAGUCAAAUAGAUGAUGAAGGAUGACUCUUUUAGGGCGGGGCUUUACGUAAACCUGGAUAGACACUUUUGAUAAUUAUGUCCAAAUAUGGUCACUUCUGUGCACAGGAAAUCGAGACGAUGGCGGCCAAAAUGUCAAACUCUUGGCUUCAAAAUGAUGGUCAACCAGUGAGUGUCAACAUGGCGGCUACAUCCGCUUCAUUUAUGCAUUCUGUGAGUCUGAGAUUUUGAUUAGAGACGCCUAAAGUUUCCUUUAUCUAGAAGGAGCUGCUUGUUUGUGUGCAGCAUAUAACACAAUGAGAACAGCUAACUCGCUUCAUUUCUUUGAAUCUGUUGUGUCCAGAAUAUCAACAGGGCUACUUAUAUUCUGCCAACAUUGCAUGGAUGCAGCCUGAAGCCAGUAGUCGUGCUGCUUUUUUUAAAGGCAGGGUUGGUCAUUUACUCCACAUACACUUUAAAGAUAAAUCAGUAAUCUGAAGCAGUUUGUAAGCCUUUAAAAACUUUGACCAAUGUCUGCCACGAGGUACCAAUCUGAUGACCCAAUCAGAGCCUCCCUGCUCGCUCUCUACCCCUUGCGAUCACUAGCCCACACUCAAAGCGUGUCACCGAUUAUGGAGUUUACACUGUGAGUAGUAAGUUAGUCGUUUUUUUUUUUGCAUGUAUUAUGAUAAAGUUUAGUGUUUAUUUACCGCUGAAUGAAACAUGAGAUGACGUAGUUUCUACACAAUGUAAGAGAUGAGCUGAGGUCCGCUUCUGGAGCAACGACGCUCUUGCCUGUAAGUGAGGGGGCGUGGCUUUUGAGGGAGCACAGAGGGGAGGGGGUGGGUGCAGACACAGCACUGAGGGAAAGCUACUUUCAAAAUCAUUCAAAAAAUGACCAACCCUGCCUUUAAGGAAUUAAAACCUUACGUCCCUAAAUCUCAGGUCCAAUCAGGAGAACUCUGAGUUAAUUGCUUAAGAGACGUAGAACAUGAACAUGCAGAAUAAUGUAUUUUAAUGUGCUCAGUAUGUUGACUAACAAAGAGCCAACAUGUUACUGCUCAUGCAUGUAAAAAGAAACUUGUGAAUGUUGGAUUUGUGUUCCUGAGUGUUACCAAACUAUUUAACAACUAUGAUAUAACUCUUUCCACUUCCUCUCGUUAAACCUGCACAGAUUCACUUUAACCCAUCUCUCACCAAGGGCUACUAACUGCUCUCAAGUCCCCCAAACGAGACACACUAACCUGAAUUCUUCUCGAACAGAGUCUCAUAUCAAACCUCAUUUUACACCUAAAGUAUUCAUUCACAUUGUUCAUGGCAGACAUAAUGUUUCCCUCUGAGCACCAACAGGUGUGGGACAGCAGACAUGUUGCCAUGUGCCUCACCCAUCUCCACUGUAUGUCUAUACCGGUAGCAGACGGUUGCUUAGCAACUGGCUCCCAGCAAGAUGCAUCUUACACAUAGCUCUGAACAAAAAAAAGAAAGUCAAACAAUUAAAAAGAAAGAAGCUCCUCGCAAAACAUUUCUCUUUGUCUGUACACCAAAUUAUUUUAAACACUCCCCCCCCCCCCCCUUCUCACACCCGUACCAUGAAGUGCUUUUGUAACAUUGGGAACAUGCUGAAGGGAACGGAUUUGUAUUGUGUUCUCAUUUUUGUGCACAUUAAAAAACUGCCAGUGUGUGCAUGGAGAGUUCUUCUGCAGUCACAGAUCAUGCAUUUCUGAUAUUUAGAGAUGUCUUUAUAUUUUAUUUAGACAGUUCUUUUCCUAUUUGAAUGACCCUGGGAUUAAGUCAUCAGUAUGAGGACCCUCACAGCGGAGCCACUCCUGCAGGACAGUACGGACGAGGACAGAGACGGACAGACUGACGGCCGCCCAGCCGACGCCUCAGAGAACAGGGACGUUAACGAUCACGAUGAAAUCCUGGGAGGACUUUAAGAAGCAUUUACCUGGUUUCUCUUUUUUCUUUUGGAACUUUGGAGAGAAAAAAAAAGAGCAAAACAAACUGGACACGUUGUUCAAAAAGAGACUAUUUGACUGUAUAGAUAUCGCUCCUGUAAAUACGACGGUGAACACAGCGCAUUGGGGCCGAGCGGCUCCGCCCACACAUCUGUCUGUUGAUGGCGAGUCAGGUAACGAGGUGGUCGGUUACACUCAAAUCACUUUUCUUGCUGUGGUUUCCCUCCUCGCAAUAAGUGUAUUAAGAUGUAUCAGUUGAGGCACUUUGUGUUUAAAAAAUGGAGUGUAUUCACAUAUGAGCUAACAAACAGUAUAUACAGUAUAGAGAGAGUUGAAUAAAUGUGACAUCAUGGUCAUCUCUGCUUUUGUUUCCUUGGUAAUUUUCAGUAGGUGAAUUUGCUCUACCGUGUGUGUAAAUGUGUGUGUGUGUGUGUGUGUGUGUGUGUGUAUCCUUAAACUCCAGGGUAAGAUGUGCAGGUUGAAAGGCCAGGUCAGCGGUAACCAAUGAGUGGACUUGUUGCUCUCACUGUUCCAUGAAGUUUUAGCACAAACACGAACGAGACAGAGCCCCCCCCCUCCCCCCCUUGUGGUGCAGUCGCUGUUGUAGAAGUCCCUCUCCUCGCCCUGCCUGUGCAUUCAACAUGCAACGACCCUGCAUUUGUGCUGCAGAAACCAAAUUAUACUUACCGAAAUAUUCCUCAUAAAACUCCUGGUGGCUAAAAAAAUAAAUUAAAAGAAAGCUGCAUAACUUGAUUCUUCCAAACUUUACCCCCACCUGGUGUGUGGGGGGCGGAGCAAAAGUGUAGCAGAAGUUUUCCAAGUUAUAAAGCGGGGCUUCUAGAAUGGCUACAUCUGCACGGUAGCAAUCCCAUCAUCCAAAACAAUCAGAUCGGAUUUGCAAUAAAAGCACCCGACAACACAAAGCGCCGAUGCACACUGUGAUUUCAGCAGAGACGAGACGGACAACAGAACGCACUGACAGGUGGUCCAACGUGCUACCUGCGCAGUGAGCUCGCUGUCACCCCUGUACCCACAAUCCUCCUCGUGUAGUACACACGCUGCUUUACUCUUUGACUCGACAAAGAGGAACCAUUCUUUGUGUAUUUCUAGGAUGACGUUGUGACUUGAAAAAAAACAAAACAAAUGUGUUUAUUUUUUGGGGGGAUCCAGAACAUGUAUUUUUGUGUCUUACUGUGGAGUAAACUUUGCUCUAAACCUGUGAACGUCCUGGUAGUCUGAUGCUGUGCUGUCUCCAUCGUGUCCUCAAACGUGUCAGGCUUUCGACCCAGAGUUCAUGUUUUUUGUAUGUUUUACUGUGAGGAAAAAAAAUUCUAGUUUGGAGUCCGUGUUUGUGGAGCCUUUUGUUUGGCCUUCUAAAGUGCAUGCUGAAAAAAAAAAAAAAAAAACAUUAUGUCAAACUGUAAAGAAAAAAACGAGAUGACAUACUGUAUAUCACGUUCAAAACAAUGUCUAUAGAGUGAAGGUAAAUGCUGUGUGACAGAUUCACAUAAACUAUUUAUCUUUUAA
Labrus mixtus (cuckoo wrasse) is the source of this 7252-nucleotide messenger RNA. It is a transcript of the gene kcnc2, whose product is annotated as potassium voltage-gated channel, Shaw-related subfamily, member 2. The coding region runs from base 458 to 2248 and encodes 596 amino acids. Lineage: Eukaryota; Metazoa; Chordata; Actinopteri; Labriformes; Labridae. Gene Ontology annotation, biological process: protein homooligomerization; potassium ion transmembrane transport. Gene Ontology annotation, cellular component: dendrite membrane; axon; voltage-gated potassium channel complex. Gene Ontology annotation, molecular function: delayed rectifier potassium channel activity; protein binding. The record is from RefSeq and is a predicted model, not a curated record. The transcript is spliced from 4 exons.